Messenger RNA from Effrenium voratum, 726 nucleotides. Lineage: Eukaryota; Dinophyceae; Suessiales; Symbiodiniaceae. The record is from the annotation of a GenBank genome assembly.
AUGGCGUUUGUAGCUCGUUUCUGCCGAUCAUGUCGGCAGCACCCGCUGGGCGCCCCCGUUCGCCAACGAUUGCCGGCGCUCUCGUCACUUCUGGUUCGUGGCUUUGCAGACAGACGGUCCGGAAUUGUUAAGAUUUGGAAUGACCAGAAAGGAUUUGGCUUUAUUGCCCCCAGCCAGGGGGGUGAUGACGUCUUUGUGCAUCGCAGCGGCAUUGCUGAGGGCGUCACUCUGACACCUGGGAUGUCAGUCAGCUUCUCCCCCGAGUGGGAUGACAAGAAACGGAAGGACAGAGCUUCAGAUGUGCAGCCGGCAGAAGGGGAUAGCGGAUCAGCCGAGCCAUCAGCAGCACCGGCAGCCAUCACGGCGCAUCACCUCGUGGGGUCGUGGAAGAAGUGGAGCAUCCACAGCACAGCGAUGUCUGCGGACGAUUCUGGCACGCUCAAGCAGACCAUCACAGUGCGGCCUGAUGCUCCAAAAUCUGGAGAGAUGCGGCGUGAAGAAUUCCAGAUAGUUGGGAACGCAUCGUGGGAUGUCCGUCUAUACCCCGCGGGUGGGGAAAAAGAGGAGGUGGUUGUGCUGAAGCCUGGUACGCCGUCAAAAGCGGCGGUCGGAUCCAAGAGCAAAGGCCAUGGUCGCAAUUGGGCGGUGGAAGGUAAAGCGGGGGAGAGCUUCGAUAUCAUGUUUGACAAGACGCAGCUCACAGUCUCUUGCGAUGUUGUUGAAUAA